This is a messenger RNA of Funneliformis caledonium, 436 nucleotides long. Lineage: Eukaryota; Fungi; Glomeromycota; Glomeromycetes; Glomerales; Glomeraceae. The record is from the annotation of a GenBank genome assembly.
AUGAAGACCUUUACAUUCUUCCUUGCACUCUUUCUUGCUUUCACAGUUAUUACCGCAGAGGAUAACGAAGAACAAUGGUUUGCCAGCUCCAUAAAUCCUUUUGAUCAAAAGAAACGGGACAUUUCGGCUAAAAUCACCUUUUUUGAAGGACAUUCACUUGAUAACGCUGCUUGUUAUGGUCGUGAUGGACUUCCUGAAUAUGACGCAAAAUCAACUGAUUUCAUUGGUGCAAUGACGGGCCUAAAUAAUUGUUAUAAAUGUCUUGAAAUAACUAAUCCAAAGAACAAGAAGAAAGUUGUCGUCAAAAUUAUUGAUAAAUGUGCAGGUUGUAAAAAGAAUCAGGUUGAUUUAACAAGAACUGCUUUUUCUAAAAUUGCAAAUCCCGAUGAUGGAAUAGUAAAUAUUAAAUUUAGAGCUGUAUCUUGUCCAUCAAAAG